GUCAAGCGAGCAGGUCUUGAUGACUCGCGGUAGCCACGAGAUGAGCAGCAGGGGUUACGACGACAGUAGCGACACCUUUAAGGUGAUCAAACGCACGUGCACCGGCCGUGUGCUGCUGGUGGCUGUGGCUGUGAUAGCGCUAGUGCUGGGGCUGAUCAUUGGACUGUUGUUGGGAGCCUUUGCAGUAGACCAUGAUGAUGAUGAUGCUAAGCGGGCACAGAGCUUCUACCAGUCCCUGCUACAGGAGGCUAACCCGGGGAUCGCAGACAGAAUCAUCUCCGGCAUAGAUGCUGGGAAUAUCCGGGAGAAUCUGAGGGUUCUUACAGAGCAGCCUCACAUCGCGGGCAGGAGGCGAGACUUUGAGCUUGUGGACAUGCUCAGGACUCGAUUCCAGGAAUCCGGAUUGCAUGUUCAGGUGACUCCGUAUGAUGUACUGCUGUCGUAUCCUAAUGACGACACGCCAAACUCUUUAAGGCUUCUUGACAACACAAGUACAGUCAUGUACGAUGCGGCGAGGGAUGAGAGCAACUUUUCAAAGGUCAAGGACGUGGUGCCACAGUUUCAUGCAUACUCUCCUAAAGGUCUGGUCGAGGUGGACAUUGCCACAAGGUAUGGGGCUGCUGGGGUCAUCAUGUUCCUUGACCCUGCUGACGUCACAGGAUACAACAUGGGGGACCCACGGGUCUACCCUGACACCUGGUGGCUACCCCCCUCGGGCUCUCAGCGCGGGACCGUCUUCACGGGGAGCGGAGACCCCCUGACCCCGGGCUUCGCAGCUAAUGAUCUUGCCUACAGAUAUACGGAAGAAACAGUUGUCCCCCCUAUGCCCCAGAUCCCAUCCAUUCCGGUUGGUUAUGGAGCAGCCGAGAACAUUAUGAGGGAGUUGACAGGAGACAAAGAAGUACCAUUAGAUUGGCAAGGUGGUCUCAACCUCACUUACAAGACAGGGCCUGGGUUUCUACAACCAGGCUGGAAAGUCCAGCUGAAUGUUACGUCAAGCAACCAGAGAGCUAAAGCUGAGAACGUUUUUGGAAUCAUCAGGGGCUCUGUAGAACCUGACCGCUAUGUUUUGUACGGCAACCACAGGGACGCCUGGAUCUAUGGGGCUGUUGAUCCAUCCUCUGGAACAGCUGUCAUGCUGGAACUAGCCAGAGUCAUGGGCGAUUUGGUACAGAAAGGUGUGUGGAAACCUCGGCGGUCUAUCAUCCUCUGCUCGUGGGGGGCUGAAGAAUAUGGCCUGCUGGGCUCCACCGAAUGGGUUGAGCAAUACGUGGCAACUCUGAGGGAAAGAGCCGUAGCUUACGUGAAUGUGGACAUUGCAGUAAGAGGAAACGACACAUUGUCAGCUGGCAGUACCCCUAUGAUGCAUGACAUCCUCUUUGAUGCCGCAAAAAAGGUUCCGAACCCAAACCCUGACGAAAUAGCUGCAGGCAGAAAAACAGUUUAUGAUACUUGGCUCAAAACGCUACCCUGGCCGAAUAUGGACGGCGGAAGUGCCGGGAUUCCCGGUGUUGGCAAUCUGGGCUCUGGCAGUGACUAUGCCCCUCUGCUCCAGAGGGCAGGAAUCACAGCGGUAGACAUCAGUUACGUCCAUGACCCUAAAAAGUACAACGUCACCGGCUACCCGAUCUAUCACACUGAGUACGAGACGUUCCAGAUCGUGGACACUCAGAUCGACAGAGGUUUUGAGAUUUAUUAGAGAAAGUGAUCGCAAACUUUUCGAAAGACGUCGAUGAUUUUGAGACAAGGCUGAAAUCUCUUGACAAAUCCCAUCCUUUUGCCUUACGAGUAGUGAAUGACCAGAUGCUCUUGCUGGAGAAGGCUUUUCUCGUUCCCGAUGGUCUUCCCACAAGGCCAUUGAAAAAACACCUGAUAUUCGCGGAGAACGCCAACGACGCGUAUGCCGGCAGCAGUUUCCCCGGCCUGGUGGACCUCUUGUUCCAGAUUGGGGACAACGCAGAGCGCUGGGAGCUGGUGAGACAACAUUUCUCCACCGUACUGCAGACGAUACAGUCGGCUGGUGCCACUCUUCGUGACGUCACCAGCUUCAUGCUGGAGACUCUGAUAUAAAGCGAAGCCGCGUACAAGGGUUGUGCGUUCCGGCUGGUGCUACUUUUAGUGACAUCACCAGUUUCAUGGUGGGGACUUUGAUUUAAGAUUUGUAUAUGUCUGGUGGUUGGGUUGUUGAGAUCGCAAACGAAACGUUUUAGUGGGCCCAGUUCGACUGCAGUUGUUAUCCUAUUUCGAUUCGAACCUCAAACAAUGGCAUGGCAAAUCAAGUUCAGAACCAACAAAGUCAAAUGACCGGUGGUUAUGAAAGAAUUGAGCAUCCUGAUGUCAACAAACACUGGACUUGUGUACCAAAGGGGAAAAAUUAUUAACAUGAAAGAACAAAGGAUCUUUUAGCUACCCCAGUAUCUAUAAUAAUACAUGUAUUCGCAUAUCCCUCAUUAUGCAAUAACCGAAUAAUGUGACAAUUUGUGAAAUCCAAUCCGGAGAUUCAAUAUAUAAUUUGUCCUGUUUAGGGCGUGCGUGUGUGUAUCGGUGUGUGUGUUUGUGUGUGUGUGUGUGUGUGUGUGUGUGUGUGUGUGUGUGUGUGUGUGUGUGUAUGUGUGUGAGUGUGAGUGAGAGAGACAGAGAAAGAGAGACAGAGAAAGAGAGACAGAGAAAGAGAGACAGAGAGAGAGAGAGGGGUGGAGAGGAGGAGGAGAAUAUUUUUUCUGUGUUCCUGAACGGCUCCUUCACAUGAACGUACUUAAAUUUGCUUCCAACUUUGAAACUUUCUUUGGGUUUUUUCAAGGCUUUACUUGUCAACAAUGUUGUAUGUUGAUUUUUUUUUUCCUUUCUGCAAAAUUUAAUUUUUCAACUGUCUUUAGAUAGUAGGGCAGGAGAACGAGAAUUAUUUUCAAGUUGACAGUUAGGGAGAUUAGUUAGGAAGAAGACGGUGGCGAUGGAUUGGACAUACUCUCAGGAAGUCAGGCAGCUGCAUACAAAAAAAUGUGUUGGAUUGGAAUCCAAAGGGCAAAAAAUCAAGGGGAAGAUCACGGGGGACCUGGAGAAGAAUCGCAGAAAAUGAUGGACAGAAAAGUGGGAAGACAUGGAUAACAUCAAGCGGGUAGCCAAGGAUAGAGAAAGGUGGAAAGUGUUUGUCCGUGGCCUAUAUCCUGGUGCAAGGUGAGAAAAGCAAUGAUGAUGAUGACAGUUAGGGAUCAGCUCUUAUGAAAUACAUAUACCUGUUGUAUUAAAAUUCAGUUCAUUUGUUUGUGAUAGAAAGGUGAAAUUUUGCUCCUAAAACGAAAAAAAAAAUAUUCAG
Molecule: messenger RNA, 3313 nt
Organism: Aplysia californica (California sea hare)
Lineage: Eukaryota; Metazoa; Mollusca; Gastropoda; Aplysiida; Aplysiidae
Product: putative N-acetylated-alpha-linked acidic dipeptidase
Molecular function (GO): carboxypeptidase activity
Source: RefSeq, a predicted model, not a curated record